Messenger RNA from Cladocopium goreaui, 1518 nucleotides. NCBI's taxonomy places the organism in Eukaryota, Dinophyceae, Suessiales, Symbiodiniaceae. The record is from the annotation of a GenBank genome assembly.
AUGGCAAGAGUUUGGUCGCUGCUGUUCUGCUUUGCGGGGGCCAAAGCAGGAGGACUUGCUGCCUUGGAUGCCUUGAAACCAAGCACCUUCGACUAUGCCACGGAGAAGCUGCUUGGAGAUGCCAUGGCCAUGUCUGAAAAGAUCGGUGAACUUUUGGUUCACGGGGAAGCAGUGCAAGUCCUGGAAACGUCUUGCAAGUUACUGCAUCGGCCGCCAAAAAAAAGGAAGUGGGCCUUGUACAACCCCUCGCUGCUGGAAUUAAGCUGGCAUGGUGAAAAAGUGUUCCUUGUCACCUACCGGGCGGGUACUUGGCAGCUGUGCGGCUGGGACGGCCGCAGCUCUCCGAUAGCUUCACUUCCUGAAGUCGAUGGCCGCCGUCAGGCAACAAGCAAAGUGAUGGCCGCCAUUGUGCGCAACGAUUUUUUGACGAUACUGCCAGUGCACGAACUCCAGGACCAGAAGUAUUCAGAACACGCUUGCGUUCAUUCCACAGGCAUGCGCCGAGUUGGCAUUGAUGAUAGCCGGCUCUUUCUUCUGGACGGCGAUCCUUUUGCGCUCUUUGCAGGGGUGGCUCCUGCUGGGCAGGAACACCCGUGCCAGCACCGUCAGUACCUUUGUCCUCUCCAACUCCCAGAGGAGGGGGCCAAGGUCCGGUGCCGAACAAAGACCAUGCUGACAUUUGAAUUUGCAGAUGAACUAUCUGAGAGAAUGCUGAGACAAGACCGGCUAGGAAGCGUGCAUCAGAAGAAUUGGAUGCCUUUCGUUGCGAAUGGCCAGCUGUAUUUGAUCUUCACCAUAGAGCCCUUGCGCGUGAUGCAUGUGAAUGUCAAAACCGGGCAAUGUGCCGAAGUGAGUGUGGUCAGAACACCUGCUCUCAGCGCUUUGCAUCCCAGAGAGGAUGAGUUUCGAGGGCACGGAGGACCUGCUUUGGUGCCGCUCCCCAGCGGAGACCUACUGGGCAUGGCAAGAGUGCAGACGGGAAACUUGCUCUAUAGCCAUUUCUUUUUCACGCUUCGGGUAUCCAGCAAGCCUUCCUCUUCAGCGCCAGUCAUAAUGUCUUCAGUCAGUCCUUUAUUGUGCUUCGGUUCUAGCAGGCCUGGCCUGUGUGAAGUGAUACAGUUUGUUGGUGGCCUUCAUGUUGACAAAGAGCAAUUGGUCAUCACGUAUGGAGUCAAUGAUUGCGAACCCAAAGUGACAAUUAUCGCUUUGGGUAGUGUCUUGAAGCUUCUGAAGCCAAGUGUGCCUGCAACACGCCACCGCCCGCCUGCGCAUGGUGUUUGGCGUUCUGCUUGGUGGCGCCAAAUGCAACCUCUGGCUCAUAUUCGCAAGGAGGGCGUCCUUGAAGAGACGCUCGCCCGCGUGACAAGAUGCCAUGUGGCCGUGGACCCUUCGCCGGAUAUCAAGGAUCAGCUGGUGUUGCUACAUGCCGACCCGGCUGUGUUGCUGAUCCCUGGGCUUUGGAGCCAGCAGGCAUGUGACAAGUUGAUUUUGGCUGCCCUGUGUAGCCACUCGGCAUGA